This is a messenger RNA of Leptinotarsa decemlineata (Colorado potato beetle), 2232 nucleotides long. RefSeq lists its product as uncharacterized. Lineage: Eukaryota; Metazoa; Arthropoda; Insecta; Coleoptera; Chrysomelidae. Gene Ontology annotation, cellular component: cytoskeleton. Gene Ontology annotation, biological process: actomyosin structure organization. The record is from RefSeq and is a predicted model, not a curated record.
UCUAUUUUGUCAUAGUACAUACUUGUCAAAACAAUCAUCAACACUCGAAUGUCCGAAAAGAAAAUCAAGAAUCUGUCCCAAAAAUUCGAAAUUAGCUCACGCAGCUCUCAAAAAUUUCCAAAAUCAUCCUCCGGCAGAGACUUCAGCCAAAAAUCUUUGGACCGUGAACGUAACGAUCCGUCUCCAGCAUCUACCGCUGAACUUCCAUCACGCGCAGAUCCGCUUUCGCGCUACAAAGUAGCUCCUUUGCCGGACGCCUUCCCGAAGCUGAACGACGUUAAACUCCCCUUCGUGAGAGACGUAGGCGUCAAAGUUGCGAUAGAGAAGCUCUCCGACAUCCUGGGGUGCAGGGACUAUAAGCUGAAUGCGAUUCAGUUUUGGUUUCUCGACAUAAUCGCCGACUGUCUAUGGAGGGCGCAAGAUGAAUUCCAAUUUCCGGACCUCCAGCAGAAAAUAAUAUUGGAGUGGGUGCUGUAUACUUUCAAUCUGGUGAGAGACGAACGUCUUGACCUUUCCCGAAAGACCGUUUUCAAAAUCAUCCGCGAAGCCUUUUCUAUUGCCGAAGAUCAUAUCGAGACAGGAGUGCCUUCACUACCUUUACCUACCGAACUUUUUUCAUUGGAUUUGAAAGAACGCUUGAGUCUAACGAAAAAAGACAAUGUCUCUUCAUCUGAUUCUUUAGGCUCGAGCGAUUCUUCGGAAGCAGGAAGCUUCAUCGCUAUAACAUUUCCAGAAGAGACGAAGUUGUUCAAGCUUCCGAAGAAACCAUGCCCUUGGAUCAGUGAUGAAGAAUGUUUGAGCAGUUCCAUAGAAACGCCAUCGGAGGAUGAGAAACCGUCGCCCGUGGAUCUUGAAUCCGAAGAAGUGGCCGUUGAGGAAGAAGUGAGGGAAUCCAUUAUGGGUGAAGAAUUUGAUUUUUACAAACCCGAUAUGAGGACACCACCACGUUUCCGACCUUCCGUGGAGUCUCUUUACGAAACCUCAAGCACUUCGUCGGAAAUCAUUGCGGAGAGUUCAGAAGACGAAUCAGGAGAUGCAACUUGGAUUCUGUCGAGCUCAAAACUUCCCAGAGUCCCAUGUCCUAGCAAAAUCUUCGAUAUCGAACACAAAUCUGCGGCCCGAAUGGAGAAACAAAAAGAAGAAGAAGUGCUUCAAGCGUUAUUCGACUAUCAUUUGUGGCAACUCAGGAAACAAGACAUGGCGGAUCCCAGAAAAGGAACGACAUUUUCCCCGGAUGCUGCCAGUAGUCGAAGUUUCGAUGGCGGAGAUGCUGAAGAUAAAAACGACAAGGUUAGGGAAAUGUUUCGGAAGUAUUUGAAGGAGCAGGAUAAGGAUUCGAGAGGAUUGAGGGAGAAUAUCUUCAUCAACACCUGUGUGCUACUGGCUAUUAAGCAAUUUAUUUUUGAUUAUUUCUACGAUACGUUCCACUUUUUUCUUCUAAAAACUGCCUUUCGGAAUCGUCAUAACCUGAUAACACAAGAAGUAAACAAAGAGUGGUAUAUUCCAAAACGCUUCAAAGGCGAAUUAAAGAAGCCAUUACCACAAAAGGUCAAGAAACCAAAGUUACCAAAACCGCAAAAACCAAAGAAAGAAAAGCAGCCCCCCAAAAAAGAGAAGAAACCCAAAGAAGAAAAGAAAAGCAAGGCGUCAAAGUCCACUAAAAAGUCUACGAAAUCCAAGACUACUGAUGAAAGUAAGAAAUCCAAGGCCACUGACAAAAGCAAGACAUCCAAGUCCACUGACAAAAGCAAGGCUUCCAAGUCCACUGAUAAAAGCAAAAAAUCAAAAACACCCAAAAAGGAUGAAAGAGAAAAGGGAAAGAAAGUCCAGAUGGCACAAACAGCUCCUAUGAGCAAGGAAGAAAAAGAAGAGUUGGCCCGCAUUGAGAGAGAAUUGAAGAUACAGGAAGAAGAGGGGAAAAAAGCAAGGGAGAACAAACAGUUUAUGUUUCCUCUAACAGAUGCUGCCACUGACCGGUUUUUCCAAAGUAUAUUCGAAGAUUGGGUUCGACCAAAGGGCAAGGAAAAGAAGGAGAAAAAAACGAAAGAAGAGAAAAAACCAAAAGAAGGUAAAAGCGAGAAAUCAGCUGAAACUGAAGUCGACAAGAGUAAGAAAAAAGGAAAAGACAAAGUUCCCAAGAAAGGGAAAGAUAAAAAGAAAUAGUCGUGUAUGUGUCUGCCUCUUCACUUGUUGUAUGUGUUUGCAUAUUUCAUUAAACGUUCAGUCAACUUA